This is a messenger RNA of Pectinophora gossypiella (pink bollworm), 2413 nucleotides long. RefSeq names its product nuclear protein localization protein 4 homolog (gene Npl4). Gene Ontology annotation, cellular component: nucleus. The record is from RefSeq and is a predicted model, not a curated record. Gene Ontology annotation, molecular function: ubiquitin binding; ubiquitin protein ligase binding. Gene Ontology annotation, biological process: ubiquitin-dependent protein catabolic process. Bases 82 to 1905 code for a protein of 607 amino acids. Lineage: Eukaryota; Metazoa; Arthropoda; Insecta; Lepidoptera; Gelechiidae. The transcript is spliced from 8 exons.
AAAAACAAAAAAAAAUUGUUGUUGAAGUUUUGUUAUGUCAUGUCACUUCUUUUGUGGAGGCAGUUUUAGUUAUUUAUCACAAUGUCUGGGUCAAAGAAAAUGACGCUGCGCGUGCAGUCGUCGGAGGGCACGGCGCGUGUGGAGGUGUCGGAGUCGGAGGUGACGGCGCAGCUGUACGAGCGCGUGCACGACGCGCUGCAGCUGGCCAGCUUUGCGUUCGCGCUAUACCGCGACCGCGCGCGCAAGGACGAGCUGGUGUCCAGCAAGUCGCGCACAUUGCGGGAUCUCGGCCUGCGCCACGGAGACAUGCUCUACCUUAGCCCCGUUAACGGCGCCGUUCUCUUUGACCAGCCUACCACUAGUGCAGAGGCAAACAAUAAGCCAUUUGGGGAGCCGGUGCAUGCACAGGCAGGGCCUUCCACGCCGGCCACCAACCUGGUGCCUGCUAACACUCCACAAGAAGAUGAUGUUGAUCUACAGUUAUACCAGAUGACUGGAAGCAUUGAGAGACAGCGAGAUGAAAAAUUAUGUAGACACAAUUCAAAGGGGUGCUGUGUGCACUGCUCGCCGCUGGAGCCGUGGGACGAGAACUACCUGCGUGAGCACAACAUCAAGCACAUGUCCUUCCAUUCGUACCUGCGGAAGAUCACCUCCGGGAAGUUCAUCUCCCUAGAGGAAAUCUCUUGUAAAAUUAAACCCGGCUGCAAGGAGCACCCGCCGUGGCCGCGCGGCAUCUGCUCGGCGUGCCAGCCGGGCGCCGUGACGCUGACGCGGCAGGCCUACCGCCACGUGGACAACGUGCUGGUGGAGCACCCGGCGCUCGUGGACCGCUUCCUGGCCUACUGGCGCGCCACGGGCGAGCAGCGCCUCGGCUUCCUCUACGGCCGCUACGAGCGCCACCCCGACGUGCCGCUAGGCAUCCGCGCGCGCGUGGCGGCCAUCUACGAGCCCCCGCAGCAGUGCUCGCGCGACCACAUCGCGCUGCAGCCCGACCCGCGGCAGGCGGCGCUGGAGGCGCUGGCGGCGCGGCUGGGGCUGCGCCGCGUGGGCUGGGUGUUCACGGACCUGCUGGCGGCCGACGUGGCCCGCGGCACCGUGCGGCGGCUGCGCGGCGCCGACACGCACUUCCUGUCGGCGCAGGAGUGCAUCACGGCCGCCCACUUCCAGAACCUGCACCCCAACGCGUGCCGCCACGCGGCGCAGGGCACCUUCGGCUCCAAGUUCGUGACGGUGUGCUGCUCGGGGGACGCCAGCGGCGCCGUGGCGCUGGACGGCUACCAGGUGUCGGGCCAGGGCGCGGCGCUGGUGCGGGACCGUGUGCUGCUGCCCACCCGGGACGCGCCCGACCUCGGCUACAUCCGCGACUCCAGCGACGACCAGUACGUGCCCGACGUCUACUACAAGGAGCGCGACGCGUACGGCAACGAGGUGGGCGUGAGCGCGCGGCGCGUGCCCGUGGCGUACCUGCUGGUGGACGUGCCCGUGGGCGUGGCGCGCGCCGCGGCGCCCACGCUGGCGCCGGGCGGCAGCUUCCCGCCGGCGCACCGCGCGCUGCCGGCGCAUGCGCAGUCGCUGCGCGCGCUGCAGGCGCACGUGGCGGCCGCGCCCAGCUGGCUGGCGGCCGCGUCCGACCUGCACGUGCUGCUGUACCUGGCCUGCAACGAGGCGCUGCCGCUGGGCGCGGCGGGCGUGGCGGCGCUGGCCGACGCCGUGCGCGCGCAGGACGCGGCCGCGGCCGACGCGUGGCGCCGCGCGCCGCCCGCGCAGGCGCUGGACCAGCUCAUGCGCGCCGCCGCCGACGGGCCCGGCGCCGGCGUCUGGACCUGCGCGCUCUGCACCUUCCACAACGCCGCGCGCCGCGACGCCUGCGAGAUGUGCGCCAUGCCGCGGAACCACGCGAUGUAACUGCGCCGGCCGCCCACGCCGCGCCUCGCGCACCCCACGUGCAGCCUACAAUACUACCAUUCAAAUUUGUCUUGUCUGAUUCUAACAUUAAGGGUGAUCAUAUUAUUAUUUUUUUUUAUCUCAGGAAGGGGAUUGCAGCAUUCUGAAUCUGUCAUAUUAUAUUAUUUGUAGUAGAUAAUGUGUCGUCCACGGGUUCGCGAUGAGAUUGGGUCUGCGCCGCGGCGGGCCGCAGGCGCGAGGGCCUCCGGCUGUACAUAGAAUAAGGCAAGCGCCGCGCGCUAGUGUAGCGCUCAGCGGAUAUUUCUGAUUACAUUUCCAAUAUCAUUGUACGUAGUCGGCGUUAGCACGGCGACUUAAAAAAUGUUUCGCCGAUUGUGAUCUACGCUAGAAUAUACGUUACAUAACAAUUAUUUAUUGUAAAUGUAUUAUAAAUGCGGUGCGCUCCAGGCGCCGCAUACGCUAAGAUACGUUUUAUAUGACAGUUGAAAUACAGUGUCCAUUGUACACA